Messenger RNA from Scophthalmus maximus (turbot), 1882 nucleotides. RefSeq names its product ubiquitin-conjugating enzyme E2Na (gene ube2na). The transcript is spliced from 4 exons. NCBI's taxonomy places the organism in Eukaryota, Metazoa, Chordata, Actinopteri, Pleuronectiformes, Scophthalmidae. The coding region runs from base 129 to 593 and encodes 154 amino acids. The record is from RefSeq and is a predicted model, not a curated record.
UCUGCUCUUCAUCCUCUGUCACGACGCGAAGGACCCGGAAGACGAGUGUGUUCGCUCGUCAAUGCCAACGAGAGAGAGAGAGAGAGAGAGAGAAAGAGAGAGAGCUGAACGCCCGCAUUUAAGACAAGAUGGCAGGACUGCCCCGCAGGAUCAUCAAGGAAACUCAGCGUUUGAUGGCAGAGCCUGUCCCAGGCAUCAGGGCCGAGCCAGAUGAGAGUAACGCCCGCUACUUCCACGUGAUCAUAUGUGGACCUCAGGAUUCACCUUUUGAGGGGGGCACAUUUAAACUUGAACUCUUUCUACCAGAGGAGUAUCCCAUGGCAGCUCCUAAAGUGCGCUUCAUAACCAAAAUAUACCAUCCCAAUGUAGACAAGCUGGGAAGAAUAUGUCUAGACAUUUUGAAAGAUAAAUGGUCACCAGCGCUGCAGAUUCGCACGGUGCUGCUAUCAAUCCAGGCGUUACUAAGUGCGCCCAAUCCUGAUGAUCCCCUAGCAAAUGAUGUUGCAGAACAAUGGAAGUCCAGUGAAGCUGAAGCCAUAGAAAAAGCCAGGUCAUGGACCAGGCUCUACGCAGGAAGCAGAAAUGAAGUGUAGAGCAGCCUAACAACAAGUGGAGACACAAGUGGAAGUCAAGUGUGAACACCACAACUCAUGUUCUGCCAAGACCUCUUCCUACUUCAUUUGCAUUUAAAGGGCACCGUCUUACAUCAAUAUAAAACAUAAAUAUCUAUAAUAUAAAUACACAAACACACGCACACACUUAUUAAAGAAUAAACAUGAAUAUAAUGUAAAAGAAAAAACAAGAAAAACAACUGCUGACAACUGGUGAUUUAAAUGUACACUAGUAAUGAAAUGGCUUGUCUUUGUCCUAACCCACUACAGUUGAAAUGCAUGGGCGGAGGUUUUUGAUCUUCUCACCUGACUUUCUUUGUCCAUUGAUUUUUUGGGAGGCUUUUACCAACCUGUGCUUGAAAAAAGCAUGUUUAGUGGGGAAGAGGGUGUCCUCUGUCUGGGAUGGCGCAGAACGGGUUGAAGAGGAGAAAUUGGCUAGAUGUGGUCAAUAUGGUAAACAUUUUAUGCUUGUCCCUUUUUUUCCCUUUUUUUUUUUUAAGACUUUGUUUUAUCGUGGUGCUGUUUGUUUAUUAAAAGCAGCUAACUGCUACUAACCCACUGUAUGUAGACACUCACCUGGAGACGGACCAGAGUUUCAUCCUGUGAAGAUGCUGCAGCAGAACACAUAAGCAACUGUAGCCAUGCAUCGUCUCUUAAGUCACAUCUGGCUUUAUUUAAUACAAAAUAAUUAAAUCUGAGCCUGCCACAUUGACUCUCCACUCUGUAGACCUGGAUUUACUGUAAACUUGGGGCUGGUGAGAGAGAAUGUGGAGGGUUCGGUAGACAUUGUGGACCCUUUCUUAGUUUUAGCACAUAGUGUACGUUUUAUUACCAUAUUCAGUCUUUUACAUGUGAAACUUUGUUGCUAUUGCCAUUCUAACUACUCUGCUUGUUUCCCCACGUCAUCACAGUCUGAUUCUACAAGACUGUGCUUUACUUUUCUUCCAAUGGCAUUUACUUACACAGGGAUUACAUGUAAUCUGUUUGAUGACGUGAGUUGGGGUUGAGGGCGGGCGGGGGGGGGGCUGACCUGUGUGAGACAAAAUGCUGCGUAGUUGCGGGAUCAAACUCUAGAAGAUCAAUGAAGGCUGUGACUCGAUGGUCGUGGUUUGUCUUUGGCUAAAAAAAAAGUCUGUAUUCAAUUCACUGUUUGUAAAUUCAUUCUUUCUAUUAAUCUGGGGGAGGGAUGUUUUUCCUGCCCCUCAGAAUGCUAUGGAACUGUUCACCUGCAUACUUUUAUUUUCUGUAAAUAAAAUUUAUUGAUUAAUAAA